Molecule: messenger RNA, 3327 nt
Organism: Eutrema salsugineum
Lineage: Eukaryota; Viridiplantae; Streptophyta; Magnoliopsida; Brassicales; Brassicaceae
Exons: 2
Coding region: 325-3204 (959 amino acids)
Biological process (GO): signal transduction; recombinational repair
Molecular function (GO): ADP binding
Source: RefSeq, a predicted model, not a curated record
AAACCUCUCUACAUCUCACUAUCAACUCCUUUCUCAUUGAUUGAUACACUCUUUUCAAGGACUUUACACACGUCGUUUUAAAUCAAACCCAAAGAGAUUCCAGUGAUUCUGUUUCAUUUCCAAAAUCAGAAAAGACCCGAUUUUUAGGGUUCAUCAUUCUUCUGAAGUACCUGGGGUUUUAAUUGAUUCUGAGAAAGAUAGAAAAGAGCUCAAGAUGAUCUUGUUGAUGGUUUAUUCAAUACGCCGAGCUAUAUUGGCUUCAAUGGAUUCAUAGGCUGCAUUUAUGGGAUUUGAUAGAUUGUCAAUAAAGGAAAAUUUGUGGUUAUGGAUUCUCGAGGUGACAGUUCCAGGUUCGGGCAAUAUCCGACAAAGCCCUCUAGGAACAUGUCUUCAUCUUCAUCAGCUGCUUUCUUCUCAGCUAAUCAGUCUCCUUUCUUCUCUCCAAGAUCUCCCAAAAUCCCACAAGAACUAUCCGAAUCAACUCGCUCUGAUGCUCAAUGUGACAGCUUCGAUCCUCUUAGCUCCAGCUCUGGCUUUCAAGAACCCACCGAGCUCGGAUUUUUAGCCGCUCCUUCACAAACUCAGAACCCUGAGGCUGAUCGAAUCGCUUCGAGUAGUGUGAUCUCCUACACACCUUCUAGAUACGGAAGAGCGCAUGACUCGUCUUCGUAUACUCAGACAUCCUCGGUCUCUGUUUCUUACAAUAGGGUGAGAUGUUGUGAUGUGUUCCUAGGAUUGCACGGUCAGAAGCCUUCUCUGCUUAGGUUUGCUGAUUGGCUCAGAGCUGAACUGGAGUUUCAAGGGAUGAGUUGUUUCAUGUCGGAUAGAGGAAGGUGUAGGAGUUCCCGGAAACAGAGGAUAGUCGAGAGAGCCAUGGACGGUGCUUCCUUCGGGGUUAUAAUUCUGACUAGAAAGGCGUUCAAGAAUCCAUACACGAUCGAGGAGCUUCGGUUUUUCGCAAACAAGAAGAACCUGGUCCCGGUUUUCUUCGAUUUAUCUCCAGGGGACUGUCUUGUGAGAGAUAUAGUUGAAAAGAGAGGAGAUUUGUGGGAGAAACAUGGAGGUGAACUGUGGGAUUUGUAUGGAGGGAUUGAGAAAGAAUGGAAAGAAGCGGUUCACGGGUUAUCUCGAGUUGAUGAUUGGAAGCUUGAAGCUCAUGAAGGUAACUGGAGAGACUGUGUUUUCAGGGCUGUUACGUUGUUGGCAAUGAGGUUAGGUAGGAGAAGUAUAGUGGAACGGUUAACGAAGUGGCGGGAUAAAGCGGAGAAAGAGGAGUUUCCUUAUCCUCGGAAUGAGAGUUUUGUGGGGAGGAAGAAGGAAUUGUCUGAGUUAGAGUUCGUUUUGUUUGGAGAUGUUGCUGGAGAUUCAGAAAGGGAUUACUUUGAGUUAAAGGCAAGACCGACGAGAAGGAAGAAGAACGUGACGCUCGGGUGGAACAAAACCGGUUCAGCGGAAGAGAGAAGGAAGAAAGGGAAAGAGAAAGUUGUGUGGAAGGAGUCUGAGAAAGAGAUCGAGAUGCAGAGUACGAAUCAAGUGAAGUUAGGGAGGAACACGAGGAGGAAACGUUCUACGAAGAUUGUUUACGGUAAAGGCGUGGCUUGCGUCUCUGGUGAAUCAGGGAUUGGCAAAACCGAGCUGCUUCUUGAAUUUGCUUACAGGCAUCACCAGAGGUACAAGAUGGUUCUUUGGAUAGGUGGCGAGAGCCGUUACAUUAGACAGAACUAUCUGAAUCUUUAUCAGUAUUUGGAAGUAGACGUUGGGAUAGAGAAUUGCUCUGAUAAAACGAGGAUGAAGAGCUUCGAAGAGCAAGAAGACGCUGCGGUUUCAAGAAUCAGGAAAGAGCUGAUGAGGAACAUACCGUUCUUGGUCGUGAUCGAUAACUUGGAGAGCGAGAAAGACUGGUGGGAUUCGAAGCUUGUGAUGGAUCUUCUUCCUCGGUUUGGAGGCGGGACUCACAUUUUGAUAUCUACUCGUCUCUCCAGAGUAAUGAACAUGGAGCCGUUGAAACUCUCUUACCUCUCUGGUGCUGAAGCCAUGACACUGAUGCAGGGAAACGUCAAAGACUAUCCGGUUUCUGAAAUGGAUGCGUUGAGAGCGAUUGAAGAGAAACUUGGGAGGUUAACGUUGGGAUUAGCGGUCGUGGGAGCGAUAUUGUCAGAGCUUCCUAUAAACCCUAGCCGGCUUUUGGAUACAAUAAACAGAAUGCCAUUGAGAGAGAUGUCAUGUAGUGGCCGGGACGGGAACUUGUUGAGAAGAAGCGCGUUCUUGUUGCAGCUCUUUGAGGUUUGUUUUUCGAUCUUUGAUCACGCGGAUGGACCAAGAAGUUUGGCUACGAGAAUGGUUGUUGCGAGCGGGUGGUUAGCUCCGGCUCCGGUUCCGGCUUCUCUGUUAGCUUUGGCUGCUCAUAAACUCCCUGAAAAACACAGAGGUCCAAAACGGUUAUGGAGAAGACUGAGACGCGCUAUAACUUGCGGUUUUGCGUCUUCAAACUCCAAGAGAUCAGGAGCUGAAGCUGCUUCAAUGUUGCUUAGGUUCAACAUUGCUCGAACCAGCAGCGUUAAGCUAGGGUUUAUACAAAUCCACGAGGUCGUGAAACUCUAUGCGAGAAACCGAGUGCUGGUGAAUGAGAACGCGCCUGCAAUGGUUCAAGCGGUGAUAAACCGCGGCUCGACGGUUGAAACAGCUGAGCAGAUAUGGGCGGUUUGUUUCUUGCUGUUCGGUUUCAGCAACGAAGCUCCGACUCUUCAGCUGAAGAUAACAGAGCUGCUUAUUCUUGUGAAACAAGUAAUCUUGCCUCUAGCGAUUAGAACAUUCAUUACGUUUUCACGGUGCAGCGCUGCGGUGGAGUUACUAAGGGUCUGCACGAACGCUCUUGAAGCGGCUGACCAAACGCUGGUGACGCCGGUUGAGAAGUGGCUAGAUAAGUCGCUUUGCUGGAGACCGGUUCAGACAAGUGCACAGCUAAACCCUAUUCUAUGGGAAGAACUUGCUCUGGCUCGAGCCACCGUGCUAGAGACUCGAGCUAAGCUGAUGUUACGUGGCGGACAGUUUGGUUUGGCUGAUGAUCUGAUAAGAAAAGCGAUCUUCAUCAGAACUUCUAUCUCAGGAGAGGAUCAUCCUGGGACUGUGUCGGCUCGAGAGACAUUGAGUAAGUUAACGAGGCUCUUAUCUAAUGUUCAUCAGAUUCAUAACACUUCACCGUAAUAGAGAGGCUUUUAGAGCUAUCUUGUUGUAAAAGUUAAAAAAAGGUUAGAGUUUCUUGUUUUUUUUUUUGUUAUCAUUAUGUUAGCCAUAAGAGUUAGAUUUAUACAGAGGGUUUAGUAAUAA